UUCCUCCCGGCAGCCCGCGGACUACGCGCAUGUCCCGCCCCGCCCCAGCGACAGCUGCCAUAACUUGGUGACCCAGGCUCAGUCGGCUUCUGACUUGCCGGCCGCGGUUAUGGGCUCCCCGCUGCGGUUCCACGGUCGCGUCGUGGUGGUCACCGGUGCUGGGGGAGGAUUAGGCCGAGCCUAUGCCCUGGCUUUUGCAGAAAGAGGAGCAUCAGUUAUUGUGAAUGAUUUAGGAGGGGACUUCAGGGGUGUUGGUAAAGGCUCCUUAGCAGCUGAUAAAGUUGUUGAAGAAAUAAGAAGGAAAGGUGGAAAAGCAGUGGCCAGCUAUGAUUCAGUGGAAGCAGGAGAGAAGAUAGUGAAGACAGCAUUGGAUGCUUUUGGAAGAAUAGAUGUUGUGGUCAACAAUGCUGGAAUUCUGAGGGACCGUUCCUUCAGUAGGACGAGUGAUGAAGACUGGGAUUUGGUCCACAGGGUUCAUUUACGGGGCUCGUUUCAAGUUACCCGGGCAGCGUGGGAUCAUAUGAAGAGACAGAACUAUGGAAGGAUCAUUAUGACUUCAUCAUCUGCAGGAAUAUAUGGCAACUUUGGCCAGGCAAAUUAUAGUGCUGCAAAGCUGGGUCUUCUGGGACUCGCAAAUACUCUUGCGAUCGAAGGCAGGAAGAACAACAUUCACUGUAACACUAUUGCCCCCAAUGCUGGGUCACGGAUGACUGAGACCAUUCUGCCAGAAGAUAUUAUUCAAGCCCUAAAGCCAGAGUAUGUGGCACCCCUGGUCCUUUGGCUUUGUCAUGAGAGUUGUGAGGAAAAUGGUGGCUUGUUUGAGGUUGGAGCAGGCUGGAUUGGAAAAUUACGCUGGGAGCGCACUCUGGGAGCUAUUGUCAGACGAAAGAACCAGUCAGUAACUCCUGAAGCAGUGAAGGCUAACUGGAAGAAGAUUUGUGACUUCAGUAAUGCCAGCAAGCCUCAGAGUAUCCAAGAAUCAACUGGCAGUAUAAUUGAAAUUUUACAUAAAUUGGAUUCAGAAGAGGAAAUUUUGCCAAAUCCUACCAGUCAUGUAGCUUCUACAGCCUCACCAGGAUUUGCUAGCGCUAUUGGCUAUAAACUUCCUUCAUAUUUUUCUGCUUAUACGGAACUGGACACUAUUAUGUAUGCCCUUGGAGUGGGAGCAUCAAUGAAAGAUCCAAAAGAUUUGAAAUUUCUCUAUGAAGGAAGUUCUGAUUUCUCCUGUUUGCCUACCUUUGGAGUUAUCAUAGCUCAGAAAUCUAUGACCAGUGGAGGGUUAGCAGAAAUUCCUGGACUUCCGAUCAACUUCGCAAAGGUUCUUCAUGGAGAACAAUACUUGCAGAUAUAUAAACCAUUUCCUAGAGCAGGAGAAUUAAAAUCUGAAGCAGUUAUUGCUGAUAUCCUAGAUAAAGGAUCUGGCUUAGUAAUUAUUUUGGAUGUCUAUUCUUAUUCCGGGAAGGAACUUAUAUGCUAUAGUCAGUAUUCUCUGUUUGUUGUUGGCUCUGGAGGCUUUGGUGGAAAACGGACAUCUGAAAAAAUCAAGGUGGCUAUAGCCACACCUAGUAGACCUCCUGAUGCUGUGAUUACAGAUUACACCUCACUCAAUCAGGCUGCUUUGUACCGCCUCAGUGGAGACUGGAAUCCUUUACAUAUUGACCCUAACUUUGCAAACCUUGCAGGAUUUGAGAAACCCAUAUUACAUGGAUUAUGUACCUUUGGAUUUUCUGCCAGGCAUGUUUUACAGAAGUUUGCAGAUAAUGAUGUAUCAAGGUUCAAGUCAAUUAAGGCUCGUUUUGCAAAACCAGUAUAUCCAGGACAAACUCUACAAACUGAGAUGUGGAAGGAAGAUAACAGAAUUCAUUUUCAAACCAAGAUUCAAGAAACUGGAGAUAUUGUCAUUUCAAAUGCAUAUGUAGAUCUUCUACCACCAUCUGGGAUUCCAGCUAAGAAACACCCUGAGGGUGGGGAGCUGCAGAGUACUCUUGUAUUUGAGGAAAUAAAUCGUCGGCUUAAGGAUGUCGGAAAGGAGGUGGUAAAGAAAGUAAAUGCUGUAUUUGAAUGGCAUAUUACUAAAGGUGGAAAUACUGCAGCUAAGUGGACUAUUGAUCUGAAAAAUGGUUCUGGAAAAGUGUACCAAGGUCCUGCAGAAGGCUCUACUGAUACAACCAUCAUAAUUUCAGAUGAAGAUUUCAUGGAGGUAGUCCUGGGCAAGCUUGAUCCUCAGAAGGCAUUCUUCAGUGGCAGACUGAAGGCCAGAGGGAACAUAAUGCUGAGUCAGAAACUUCAGAUGAUUCUUAAAGACUAUUCCAAGCUCUGAAGGACACACUACACUGCUAAGUGAAAAUAGAAUACUGUACCCAAAUAUGCUUGAUGAUUCUGCAAAAGUGAUCAAGACUAAGAUAUAGGAGAAAUUGCCUACAUUUUCAGAUUUCAGAUAAUUUUAGAUUUUCAUUUUCUACUGUUUUUCAUAAUUAUUUUUGCAAGGAACUAUGAGCUAGCUCCUAAUUAUCCUCCUGUUCUUAGAUCUGUAGCUUCAUAAUAAAACAUUUUCAUCCAAAUCCAAUUUCUAUAGAAUUAUUGAUAACACUGAUAAGUUAACAGGAAAAUUAAAUGAAUAAAAGCCACCUUGGUACAUUUUACACUUUUUUGUUAUCUAAUUUAUUGAUAUGUCUGUUUUAAGAUGAAUUUCCCUACGUGUACUCUUUUUUCACUCUUUGGUAUAAUAGGGUUCUGCUUUAAGUAAUAGAGAAUUCCCAUAUGCUUUUCUCUCUUUCCCCUUCUGUUUUGUUGGAAAUUCUGUAUUUUCACAUAGUGUUUGUAAAUGUACAAGAGAUAGUAAUAUCUUAGUAGAAGAGAUAUUACUAUCUUAAUCAGUAACCAUAAGGAUAACCAUUAGCAAAUACUGUCAUGGAAUAAUUUUUCCUCAGAUUUACCUCAGAUGAAUGUGCCCAGAUUUUAUUGUGAUAGGUUGUCUGGAGAAGUGAGUAGCAUGGAGAAAUGAGCAGCAAUCAAUGGGAGGCUAGGUUCAGGCAUGGGGUAUGUUUCAGAUUUUUAGCUCUGGGAAAAGUAUAUGUGGGCUGCUGUUACAGGCUGGGUUUUCUGGGAAGCAGAUUUUGAGAUGAAGAUUCAUGGG
Fukomys damarensis (Damara mole-rat) is the source of this 3136-nucleotide messenger RNA. RefSeq names its product hydroxysteroid 17-beta dehydrogenase 4 (gene Hsd17b4). The coding region runs from base 110 to 2320 and encodes 736 amino acids. The record is from RefSeq and is a predicted model, not a curated record. Gene Ontology annotation, molecular function: oxidoreductase activity. The transcript is spliced from 24 exons. Lineage: Eukaryota; Metazoa; Chordata; Mammalia; Rodentia; Bathyergidae.